This is a messenger RNA of Raphanus sativus (radish), 1625 nucleotides long. RefSeq names its product eukaryotic initiation factor 4A-1-like. Gene Ontology annotation, biological process: cytoplasmic translational initiation. The transcript has 4 exons. The record is from RefSeq and is a predicted model, not a curated record. Lineage: Eukaryota; Viridiplantae; Streptophyta; Magnoliopsida; Brassicales; Brassicaceae. Gene Ontology annotation, cellular component: cytoplasmic stress granule. Gene Ontology annotation, molecular function: translation initiation factor activity; ATP binding; RNA helicase activity. The coding region runs from base 181 to 1419 and encodes 412 amino acids.
CUACCUCUACCAAUUGGUUUUUGCACACUUUCUCUCUCUAAAGCUCUCUUCGUUUUUAUCUCUCUUCCUAUUCGGGUUUCAGAUCCGAGUUCGGAAGAUUACAAAAGUACUCGAAAGUCUUUCACUUUUGCUCUUAAAGCUCUCACCUCUCUCUCUCCGACACAACUCGAAACUCAAGUCAUGGCAGGAUCAGCACCAGAAGGAACACAGUUUGAUACUCGUCAGUUUGACCAGAAGCUCAAUGAUGUCCUCGAGGGACAAGAUGAGUUCUUCACCUCGUAUGAUGAGGUCCAUGAGAGCUUUGAUGCCAUGGGUCUUCAAGAGAACCUUCUUAGGGGUAUCUAUGCCUAUGGUUUUGAGAAGCCCUCUGCUAUUCAGCAAAGAGGGAUCGUACCCUUUUGCAACGGUCUCGAUGUGAUCCAGCAGGCACAGUCUGGAACCGGCAAAACCGCCACUUUCUGCUCUGGUGUCUUGCAGCAGCUCGACUUCACCCUCGUCCAGUGCCAGGCUCUCGUCUUGGCUCCCACCAGGGAGCUCGCUCAGCAGAUUGAGAAGGUCAUGCGUGCGCUCGGUGACUACCUUGGCGUCAAGGUCCACGCCUGUGUCGGUGGAACCAGUGUCCGCGAGGAUCAGCGCAUCCUCCAAGCUGGUGUUCAUGUCGUCGUUGGAACUCCUGGUCGUGUGUUCGACAUGCUCCGAAGACAGUCACUUCGCUCUGACUCCAUCAAGAUGUUUGUCCUUGACGAAGCUGAUGAGAUGCUCUCCCGUGGUUUCAAGGACCAGAUCUACGACAUCUUCCAGCUUCUCCCACCGAAGAUUCAGGUCGGAGUGUUCUCAGCUACAAUGCCACCGGAAGCUCUCGAGAUCACGAGGAAGUUCAUGAGCAAACCGGUGAGAAUCUUGGUGAAGCGUGACGAGCUGACUCUUGAAGGUAUCAAGCAGUUCUACGUGAACGUGGAGAAGGAAGACUGGAAGCUGGAGACUCUCUGUGAUCUCUACGAGACCUUAGCUAUCACUCAGAGUGUCAUCUUCGUCAACACACGUCGCAAGGUGGACUGGCUCACUGACAAAAUGAGGAGCCGUGACCAUACCGUCUCAGCUACUCACGGAGACAUGGACCAGAACACUAGAGACAUCAUCAUGAGAGAGUUCAGGUCUGGUUCGUCGCGUGUUCUCAUCACGACCGAUCUCUUGGCUCGUGGUAUCGAUGUGCAGCAAGUGUCUCUGGUCAUCAACUUUGACCUGCCGACUCAGCCUGAGAACUACCUUCACCGUAUCGGUAGAAGUGGAAGGUUUGGGAGGAAAGGUGUGGCGAUUAACUUUGUGACGAAGGAUGAUGAGAGGAUGCUUUUUGAUAUCCAGAAGUUCUACAAUGUUGUCGUUGAGGAGCUUCCAUCAAACGUAGCCGAUCUUCUUUGAAGAAGGAAGAAGGAAGAAGAAAGGAAAGGUUGCUUGGUUUGCAAGUUUCUUAUUUGAUUUUUGACCUAUCUCUCUCUCUCUUUCUGAAUUAUCUCGAGACCAGUUUUUUUCUUUUUUUCUAGUAUUCAACCAACUCUUUCGAACAUAUGUUGUUUCUUCUGACCAUGUUUCUUUUUAAUCUCAUGCAAUGUUUAUCUAAUUUUCUA